GCUGUUGAGCUGGGAGGCGCGGUUGGAAGUCGUUACUUUGAGGGGGGGCAGUCACCGGGCGAUCCACCUUAGUCGAAGCUCAGAAGGGAACGGCUCAGGGACCAGGGUGGGCUACUUUUUUUAUUUUCCGGGGCUUUUGAUUUUUCUUGUCUUUUGCUUCGGGCCGAUUGUCGCUCACAAAAAAAGAAAAAAAACAAAAAAACAAAAACCUGAGAUACCCUUUCCAAAACCCCGAGCAGCUCUCCGGUCGAUUUCUGGAGCUCGGAGCCGCCGGGUGCUGCGAGCGCCGGACGCGCAGGAGAGGGGAGCAAAGCAAAUUGCGGGCGGGGACCCGGAGCUCGCUCUACCGCUUGUCGCGGUCCUCUCGCGCAGGAAGCGCGCGAUGAAGGCGGUGAGCCCGGUGCGCCCCUCGGGCCGCAAGGCGCCGUCGGGCUGCGGCGGCGGGGAGCUGGCGCUACGCUGCCUGGCGGAGCACGGCCACAGCCUGGGUGGCUCGGCAGCCGCCGCCGCCGCUGCGGCGGCCGCGCGCUGCAAGGCGGCCGAGGCGGCGGCCGAUGAGCCGGCGCUGUGCCUGCAGUGCGAUAUGAACGACUGCUACAGUCGCCUGCGGAGGCUCGUGCCUACCAUCCCGCCCAACAAGAAAGUCAGCAAAGUGGAGAUCCUGCAGCACGUUAUCGACUACAUCCUGGACCUGCAGCUGGCGCUGGAGACUCACCCUGCUUUGCUGAGACAGCCGCCACCGCCCGCGCCACCUCUCCACCCGGCCGGGGCUUGUCCGGUCGCGCCGCCGCGGACCCCACUCACCGCGCUCAACACUGACCCGGCCGGCGCCGUGAACAAGCAGGGUGACAGCAUUCUCUGCCGCUGAGCUGCGAUGGAUGGCCAGGUGUGCGGCCGCCUGAGCACCAGCGAGCCAGGAGCCCUAGGAAGGGAGGGCCAGAGCAGAAAUUAAGAGAAACAAGCCACCGGAGGAAAGGGGGGGAAAUCUUCAGCAAAUCUAGAAACGUCGUCUCGUCUUGUCAUUCCAAGAGAGAGAGAGAGAGAGAGAGAGAAGGGGAAAAAUAAAACUUAAAUUCACUUUUACUUUUUUUGCACGUUCACGAGCAUUCACCGUACGUAUUCUCUUUCGUUUCUUCUUUUAUGACCGCUGUGAAUUGUACGUUUCUGUGGUUAUUUUUAUCACCCUUUUGAAGGUGCAGUUAAACUUCGAAGCUUAAGUGUUGUCGACCAGACUGCUAAGUAGAAGAGCAAUCGUGAAUCCAACCUUAGAGGCUACAUUGUGACAAGGGAACUGUUUUUGUUUUUGAAGCUUUACUAAUAUACCAGAGCACUGUAGAUAUGUUGUUUUACAUCUAUUGUUUAAAAUAGAUGAUUAUAACAGGGCGGGGAACUUUUUCUCUGCAAGAAUGUUACAUAUUGUAUAGAUAAGUGAGUGACAUUUCAUACCCUGUAUAUAUAGAGAUGUUCUAUAAGUGUGAGAAAGUAUAUGCGCUUUAAUAGACUACUGUAAUUAUAAGAUAUUUUUAAUUAAAUAUUUUUUGUAAAUAUUAUGUGUCUGUUUUUUUAAAAUCGAUGGGAAUAUUUCUUUUGGAAAAUUAUUUUUCAGCUCCCUUGCAGAGCUUUUGCUAUCUGGAUGUUUUCUGUUUGGCCAGGCUGUUGAUUUGGUUUUUUUGUUUUGUUUUGCCCAGUAUCCAGUUUCUGAGGCUCAGAGGUAACAGCUCUCUGGUACUGGUCUUGCAUGAUUGCAUGAGGUGUUCAAUCACAAAAUAAACCAGUUACGAGUCCUUUCAAAUGUGCUUUCUUUAACCUAGAUGGAAACCUUUGUAUUUGACGUGUACAUGGUAAAAACCUACCUUCUCGGGUUUUAAGUACAGGGUUUUAUAGUGUAAUAUAUAAAGAAUUAAGUGUGUGGGGUUUUUAUUAUUAUUAUUCUUUUUGAACUGAGGUCAAAAAUAGAUUCUGAGUGAAUUCGCAUAUAGGAUGGAGAAAUGCUUGGACCUUUAAGAAGUCUACAGAACUGCUGUCUUUUCAAAGUGAAAAUGCUCGCCCUUCAUUUUACACUAAAGCAUAAUGUCAUGAAGUUUCAUAUCUGUACAGAUUAUUUAAAUCAUAGAAAUGAAAAAUGUUCUCUGCUUGCUACCAAAGGACAAACUCUUGGAAACGGACAUUUUCUGCCCUCUUCCCUCCAAAGAAUAUUAAUAGGCAUCAGUAGGAGAAAAAAAAAAGAAAAAAAAAACAUACUGGAAAAUCCUUCAAGCAGGGAUAAAAGUCGAUCUUCAAAUAUUAACUUAAGUAGACCAAAAAUUCUGAUGACCACAUCUAGAUUAUUUUUCUAUAAAAAAAUGAUUUUCACUAUAGCGAUGUCAGUCACCACUAAGCUACUGUCCAAUUCCAUGUGAUGUGUAACUUUUACAUGUGAAAAUUAAAAGUAGAUUUAUCUGUCUUGUACUGUGACUUCUGAUGUGAUUUCUUAACGCUAUAGGAUUGACUAAGGACCCUUCUUCCCUUCCGGGAAAAAUCAUAUAUUCUAGGUGAGCUGAGAACUCCAGGGUUUAUGAACAUCACACAUUUAAUGUAAUGGGUAUUUUACAUACCAGUUAGAUGGAAUUUUUAAGAGUGGGAGAAUUAAGUGGGAUUUAAUUGGGUGCUUUGUAAAUAGUGAACUGUGUGUAAACGUGCUCUGUUUGAUUUUUAAAAGGAAAAGGAUUUGUUUCAGAUUAUACAAGAAUAAAAGUAUUAUAGACCCAAGGGACUUUUUAUGAAGUCAAAGUCAAAUAUUUAUGGGGAUCUGAAAUGUCACAGUUCCUAGCUGUCAGCUAGGGGGGAUAACUCAACGAAAAGGGUCAAAAUGAGUGCGAGGUUAAAAAUUCAUGGAGGGUUUCUAUAAAACCUGUGCGAUUCUGUCCACCUCCCACCCCAGGGCUUGCCCCUCAUCUCCUUCCCUGGUCUCCAGUCUAUUUAGAAUUUGGUGUUGAACCUUAUAAAGUCAAAGGGCCGCUUUUGGAUGAGGUUUGUGCUUGGUUGUUUUAUAUUGCUCAUACUACUCGUGCAUCAGGAAGAAAGCACUAGAUCACUGAUGGAAUUCCGGAUCUCAAGGAUUCUAAGGACUGCAUUCUUUGUUAUUAAAAAGGGCACUUUUUGCCUUUUGGCAGUUUAAUUUCAGAGGGAUUGUGUCACGUGUGUGCCCUUCCCUGGGACUAUGCGCUUGGCAUGCCUGACUGCUGAACCCUACCUAAGCUGUUAGGCAGAGUUUAAAACGGCAUUGCUAGACUCUGAAUCUUUUUAAAAAGUUUGGAUGUUUCUGCUGUUAGAGAUAUUGGCAUAUAAAUUUAUAUCUGAGCAUACAAAAACCACUGAAAGAAAUGUGGAGAUCCUGUUGUUUGAGAGUUGAUACUUUUUCCUUGGCCCUCUGAAGCAGCAGUUGACAUCUCUAAAGAAAUACAACCACUGCUGAUUAAAUGACAAGACAACAAGUAUCCUAUGUAGUUGUAGAAGAUGCUACUUUCUAUGAGGAUAUUGCCUGUGUCCUAACCAGGCAACCAGAUAAUAAAAACAUGUUAAGUCUUUUAUCCAGAUUGUUAUACUUAUGCAAAUAUUUAGCUUAACAAAAGAAAAUAUCCUGACCUGGUUUUGGUAAUUUGUAGUUUCAUUGUAUAGGCAAAACCAAAGAAUAAGGUUCAUUUAAAACCUUGGAAGGAAAAGAAAUACACCCCCCCCCCACCCCCACACACACAAUGGAUGUUAUUUCUAAAGUUGUUACAAAAUCCUGGCAUCUCAGACAUCUUAGGAUAAAACAGUAUAUACCCUUUGGUUUGAAAGAACUGACUUUGGUAUUGUACAAUUCCUACUCAAGUUCGUUGUCAACUUUAACGGCAUUUUUAAAACUUUAAAAAAACUUAAUUCAUCCUUCCCUAACUGUUGUAUUAGAUGCCUCCUGUACUAAUAAAUCAAUCUUCACUGAGA
Mus musculus (house mouse) is the source of this 3963-nucleotide messenger RNA. It is a transcript of the gene Id4, whose product is annotated as inhibitor of DNA binding 4. NCBI's taxonomy places the organism in Eukaryota, Metazoa, Chordata, Mammalia, Rodentia, Muridae. The coding region runs from base 383 to 868 and encodes 161 amino acids. The record is from RefSeq and is marked validated. The transcript has 3 exons. Gene Ontology annotation, cellular component: nucleoplasm; cytoplasm; nucleus. Gene Ontology annotation, biological process: negative regulation of transcription by RNA polymerase II; cell differentiation; negative regulation of DNA-templated transcription. Gene Ontology annotation, molecular function: transcription regulator inhibitor activity; protein dimerization activity.